GUAGUAGCGCUCUAUGAUACUUUAUUUGUUUUGUUACGACUAAAAAUGUUGUGUUUUGAUUAUUCUUUGUUUAGACAUGGCGGCUGCUAUCACUUUAAGAUCGUCAAUUGUUCCAUCUAAGCAAGUAUGACAAUUUUUAAAUUUUUAUUGAACCACGGCACUCACCCAUUUCCCUCUCAGGCCUCAUUUAUAAUUCUCCAAAUUUGAUGGGUAAUUAUUUAUCUUAAUGAAAAGAAAACAGUUUAUAUCAUCUCCCUGAAAACGAACAUGAACUCAUGCAUCUUAAUUUCAAAUAUUAAUUAUACUAUUACUAUAGUCUAUAGUACAUUUAUAUAAAUAAUAAAUAUGAUGGGUAAAGAUCGAUGCUUGUGCCAAACUGUUAAUCAGUUUGAACGCAUCCACAUAUUUUCAAAAUUCUUUGUGUGGACACCAGAUUACCUUUUGUUUAUAAUAGGUUACUUUGCAACCAACCCCAGACCAAAUCAAAAUCAAACACCUCAACAAAAUCAUAAAUUACCACAAAGAAAGUGUGACAGCCAGUAUAGGUACACAAAGAAAUUAUGAAAUAAUUACACUAAAUUAUAAUAUAGGAUACUUAUGUUGUUCCACUAAAUUAGUAAUAUUGAUGAAUGACAUCCCCUUUACUACUACUUUAAGUAUGGAAUAUAACCUAUAUAUUAAUAUAUACAGCAGCAUUUGGGGCAAUAAUAUUUUUCCUCUGAUUAGGCCUACUUUAAAUCAAAUAAGACUAUUUAUUUAUUUAUCAGUAGCACGCCUUAUAGUAGGCCUAAUUAAAUAUUUAAAAAUAAAGUAAAGAAAAGAGAUGCAUUUACUCAUUCCAAAGUUCCAGAUGUCAAUUUUUUUACCGCUGCUACAGUAUAGUUUUCAACAUAUAUAUAUAGACCAUAGACUUGAUAGAUUUAAUUAAUAAUAGCCUACUGGCCAAACAAUGACAGGCAUUGCAUCAAUAUGGCAUCCAGUGUUGCCAACUCAUUAAAAAUAUUAUAAAUUUAAUUUAUCCUUCUCAAUAUCAAUGUUCAUAUAGUAUAGCAUAUAAAUAAGAUUUGUCAUUAAAAUAUGUAGGAUUUAGAUUUGUAAGCAUUUAUGUUUCUUUUCAGACUGCUUCUGAGAUUUCUGGUUAUCACACAGAGGUUGUUGUAAAUAAAUUUGAGGAUCAUCUGUUUAUUAUUGCAACACAGUUUAUGAAACUUGGGACAAUAGUAAGUUGGGUACUUAUCUAAUUUUAAAGAUAAUUAUCAAUUAAUAAGGCAGCAAAAAUUGUCUUUAAUCAUAAUUUUCAUAAUAAUAUUUAGCGCAGUUGAAAUAAUGAUUGUUUUAUCUUGACCUGUUUUAGAAGAAAAUCACUUUUACUCCAGUGGCUUCAUGUCAGGACUGCAUGAAAAGGAUUCAAUAGCUCAAGGGCUGGAACACAUUUACAUUUACCAUUUUUAAGUGGGCUAAAAGAUUAAAUAGGAUUAUUCAGUUAUCAAUAAUUCUGCUUUAAUUCUUCUUUUCCAUUGUUAACGAAUUUUUCUUUUUAACAAUGUGUUCCUGAAAUAUUUUUGAGAUUGGUUUUUAUAGUUAAAAAAUAAAAAUGUUAUUUAAAAGCUGUAACCAUUAAUGUUUUUAAUUACACAGUAUCAUUUUUGUAAAGCAUUUUAAAAUUAUUUUAAAUAAUAGAUUGGAACAUUAAUUAGAAUGAAGUUUCAAUUCAAAUUUAAAGCGUUAGUAAAAUUAAAAUAACACAUUGAAAACCAGAGUAACUUACCAAUACAUCAAGCAAAAUUUAAACCAUAACAUGUAUAAUUUUCAGAUUCAAGUGACAAGAGAUACUGUGACAGAUGAGUAUCAGGAAAAUGUUUCUUUAUUUUCUACAAAAGUUCUUUUGGGCAAAGAUGAGGUAAUGAUGCAAUUUCUUUUGUUUCUGAUGAGUUUAAGUAAACUAUGAUGCUCUAGCCUAGACAUGGCAAACCUUUUAGAGACCAAGUACCCACACUGCAGCCCAAAAUCAAUUUAUGUUGAAUAAAUAAUUUAAUCAACAUUGCAAUUUAAACUAAAUUCUAGGUCCUAGUUUAGGGACAAAAAAACACAAUGGCCCUCUUUGUGAAAUUGUGCCAUCCCUGCUCUAGCCUUUAUUAAAAGGCUUAAAAAAUAUUAAACCUACUUUUCUUGCUUGUGCAAUGUAUGGGAGGGGUGUGGAAAAGGGUGGGAAAAACACUUAAGUCUAUUAUUUUGCAUUAAAUUUUUUUUUUCAUCAAUGUAUCUAUUUUGAUCUUGCUUUUGAUUUUUUAAGAUGUAAUUUUCAGCCAAUAACACAUGUGAUGGCUAAAACAAUAGUGACAUCCCUGAAUCCCCCUGUACCAGUGAUUCUGACACUGGCUCUCAAAGACACAACACCAGCUACAGUAAAUGCAAUAACUGACUUAAUUAAAUCUUGUUUGUGACAAUUUUUGUAAUGCUUUUUCUUAUCAUCUGUGAGCGUUUGAAAUACUUUAUUAUCUUAUAAAUGAUUGUUUCUGUGAAAGAAUGUUUGUGAACAUGUGAAAUGUUAAUGCAUUUAAAAAUGAUGAUGUAGGUUUUGUAAUUUUUAAAUUUAAUUGAUCAUAAAAAUU
Lymnaea stagnalis (great pond snail) is the source of this 2612-nucleotide messenger RNA. The record is from the annotation of a GenBank genome assembly. NCBI's taxonomy places the organism in Eukaryota, Metazoa, Mollusca, Gastropoda, Lymnaeidae.